AUGUCUGACCCUGGCUCCGGGCCACCGCCGCCCGCCUGGGAGCCCAUCCAGGAGGCGGUCGCCUCUCCUCCUGGGCCGCCGCCUGGCUGGCCCCCGCGGCCCCCUGGGCGCUACUGCGGGUGGUGCUCGGGCCAGCUGGGGCCCAACGAGUCGUUGGCCCUGGCCCUGAACGGCCAGCUCUGGGAGGUGUGCGAGCUGUGCUACCUCCUGGCGCUGGCGCGCCAGCACGCCUGGCGGGCCCGGCUGACGCCGGGCGAGCGCGCGGUGCUGCUGGAGCAGGCGCGCCACCUGACGGCCCUCCUGGCGGACGAAGGCGCGGCUGCUCCCCCUGGCGGCGGAGGGGCUGCGCUGCUGCCUGGUGCCCCCCCGCUGGAGAUCGCGGCUGGAGCGCUGCCAGGCCCGCCCGCCGCCGCGCCUGGAGGCGCGCCGCCCGGCGCCGCGGCUGGGGUCGGCGCGGCCCUGGUAGGGGCCUUGGCCGCGCUUCCCGCUCCAGGAGGGGGGCCGCUGCCCGGCGCGCCGCCGGCGCCUGGGCCCCUCGCGCUGCCAGGGGCGGCUGCUGCUGGCGCUGGGGGCGGCGUCGCGGCGGCCGCUGCAGUGCCGGCGCCAGUCGGCGGAGGCGCCGUGGCGCUGGAGCGUCUGGUGGACGGGCCCUGGAUGGGCUCGCCGGCCUUGCAGCACGGGGCCUUCACCGCGGGGACUCUGCUGCAGACGCCCACGCCCGACCCGACGGGCCAGGUGGACGGCGCGGCGCUCUUCGAGGUCUUGGAGGCGGGCGUGCCGGGCCCAGACGGGGCCUACCUCUCCGUGAACUUCCGGGGCGCCUCGCUCCCGGCCCGCGCCCUGGAGCUGGACCUGAGCUUCCCCGCCCCAGGCGCCGGGCAGCCAGGGGUCCUGCACCUCUGCGCGGGCGGCGCCACUGCCUGCAGGGCCCCGCGGCUGGUCGGGCGCGGCGAGCGGCACGCCGACUGGCUUCGCCUGAGGUCGGCUCGGAGCCUGGUCGAGCCCUGGGUUAGGCCGACUUUCUGGCCGCCAGGCGGCGGUGGGGCCGGGGGCGGCGCCGCCGCUGCGCCCGCGCGGGGCCGCCUCGCGGGGGCUGCGGCUGGGUUCGCGGCGGCUGCGGCUGCACUGGAGGCGGCUGGCUCGGCAGCUCGCCCGCUGGCGGUCCGCCGGCGCCGUCGCGAGCAGUCGCGAAGCGACAGCCAGGAGCGGGCUGGCGGUGACCAGCUGGAUUUUCGCGACGCCCCCUCUCGCGGCAACGCCAUGCAGGCGGUGGCCGAUGGGCGCCCAGGCAUGCUGCACGACGAAGCGAUUGCCUUGAUCGCGCGUGUCAUGGGCCUGCGGGAGGGGGCGGACGGGCAGAGGGUUCGCCAUCGCAUCAGGGGCCACCUCCAUGCCGUGGUGUUCGGCCACCACCCGAUUCACACGGUCGGGGAGCGGACGGUGCGCGAGCUCCAGACGCUGGCGGCAGCGAUGGACCUCCUCGAGGACGGGUCGCUGGCGUCGGUCGCGGACACGCUGAUGCAGCGGUUCAAGGCGCUGGAGAUGGCGCUGAACGACGGCAACUGGUACAUCGCCAACGAGCUGGAGGUGGUCGAGGGGAUCCGCCCGACGCUCGCCUCCCGCGACGAGCAGGAGUCGGCGCGGAGGUCGGCGAUGCUGCGGCGGCGGCUGGAGGAGGGCGGAGCCGCGGGCGCGGGGGCGACCCCGUUCGCCGCGGGCGGCCCUUCAUGGCGACGAGGCGUGGCGCUGCCCGCUCUGGAGGAGCUGCGGCGGCCGCGGGCCAGGACGGCCCGCGGGGACAGCAACCGCCCUGGCGCUGCGGCGGCGCCGGGCCGCGUGGCGCUGCUGGGCGCCCCCGAAGUCCGCGCCUUCCGCCGGGGCCAGCCAGCAGCGCAGGUCGGCGGAGAGGCCCCCCAGGGGCGCGGCGGCAGCCCGAAGGGCAAGGGCAAGCACCGCGGGCGCCGGGCGCCGAGAGGGCCGCCAACUGACUCGCUGGCAGCAGGCCAGGAGGCGGCGCGCGCGGAGGCAGCGUGGCCAGACGCUGGCGCCCCCCUGGCGGAGCUCUUCCGCAGGUGGCAGGAGAAGGCUGGGGCGGCUGCCGAGUCCUUCCGCCGGCCGCUAGAUGCGGGCCCGAUCCUCGAGGAGCUGAUGCGGGAGUUUCCAGGGUCGCUUGGGGUCUACGUGGACAGGUUUAUGCACAGCGGGCAUCGGCCAACUAGACGAGGGCGGCUGCAGCGUGACCUGCUGCCGCUACCCUGUCCUGAUCUCGAAGCAUCGGACUUCACCGUGGAGGAGAAGAUUGUCCCACGCGACCUGAGCUCGCUGCAGUCUCGCUUGAGGGUGAUCGUGAUGGCUAUGAACUGGGAGACUGGCUACCGUCACCUGAAGUGGGCAGACGUUUGCGGGCCGGAGCCGAACGCAGCCCAGCGCUCGGCCCUCCUCGGGAUUGCGCGGCGCAUCUACUCGAGCGUUGCGCCCGAGCCCGCCAUGGCCGAGACCCUCGACUGGUCCGAGAAGCUGAAGGACCGGGCCAUCGCGCACGACGGCUCGGAGAUCUCGACGCCGAGCAAGAUCACGCUGGAGCAGAUCGUGGGCGGCCUGCCGCCUGUGGGGGUAGCCGCCUCCAUCGAGGCCGCGGACCUCGCCACGGGCUUCGUGCGGGCGGCGCUGCUGGACCCCUCCCUGGUCCUCCUGCCGCCGGCUCAGAGGCGCCCUGCGCCGACCUCGACGCGCGUCUGGGCGACGGCGCAGGAGUGGGAGCAGGUGGUGAGUGCCCUGUUUGCACGCGGGAUGGUUGGCCCGAUCGACGAGGACGAGAUCGCGACCAGAGACGGGGUCCCCUUGAUCAACGGGGCCUUCGGCGUGGCGAAGGUGCACGACGCGCCAGUCCGCUGCGGCGAUGGCGAGGAGCGGCCCGUCCUUCGGCUCAUCGUCAACCUGAUCCCCGCGAACGCAUGCCAGCGCGCCAUCGCGGGGGACACCCCCGCCAUGCCGACGAUGGGGCAGUUGAACGGGCUGGCGCUGGCUCCAGGGGAGCAGCUGCUCUGGAGCGGGGCGGGCCGCAAGGCGUCCUUCUACGUCUUCAGGGCGCCCCCCGCCUGGUGGCCCUACACGGCGCUGGGACCGCCGGUGCCGCGGCGGCUGGUGGGCGGCAGCGGCGACGGGCUGACCCGCGUCGCGCUGAGGGUAAUCGGCAUGGGCUGGGUCAGCGCGGUCGGGGUCACGACGCACCUCCACCGCAACAUGCUGAGGCGGUCGGCCCUGGUCCCCCGCGGACUGCCGCCUGCGGCCGAGGUGGCGCGCACCCGCCGCCUGCUUGCGGAGGCCCAGGCCGACGGCAUCGCGAUGUUGUUCAUCUGCAUCGACAACCUCGAGAUCGCGGAGAUCGUAUCGAGUGAGGAGGCCGUCAAGCUGAAGGGGACCAUCCCCGAGCUACUGAGCCGGGCGUCGGCCUGCUACGAGGAGGCUAAGUCUCCGGGAUCGCCGGGGAAGGAUGUCCACCGCGCCCAGCAGGUGUCCACGCUGGGGGGCCUCGUGGAUGGCGCGGCUGGCGCGCGGCGGCCGCCGCUGGGCCACGCCACGGAGCUCACGGGCCUAACGUUGUGGUUCCUAGCGAAGAAGCGCCCGAGCAAGCGCCUGGCGCAGAUCCUGCUGGGGCGCUGGGUUCGCGUGCAGUGCUACCGGAGGCCGCUCGCCGCCGCCUGCGUGAAUGCUUGGAAGUGGCUGGCGUCGGGCUGCUCGGGCGGUCUCGUCACUGCGGGCGUCGCCGAGGACCCGCCGAUGGCGGCCGCGCUCGCGCCGCUCAGCGUGGCGGACAUGCGGCUGACCGUCGACCACCUCGCGACGGCGUCCGACGCCUCUGAGGCCGCGGGGGCAAUCGUCUACUCCCAGGGGCUGUCGGACAUGGGCCGUGCCCUUGGGGCUAGAGGCCCGCGGGCGCUUAACCCCGCCUGCGAGGAGGGCGUCGCUCUGAUCUCGGUCUUCUUUGGGAUCGACGGGGCGCGCCGGGCCUUCGAGGUUGACGCCGAGGCUGUGCGGGUGGCUCGACGAGCGUACCCCAGCGCCGUGCACCUGGGAGACGUCGCGGCCGCAGACCCUGCGAAUCUGGCACGCCUCCUGCGGGACCACGGCCGCAUCACGAAGGUGCUCGUGAUCGGGGGCUUCCCAUGCCAGGGCUUCACGCUGGCGGGUCACAUGUGGAGGCUCAUCGAGGGGCUGAGGCGCGAGCUGCCCGAGGCCACGGUGGACUUCCUCGGGGAGAACGUGGCGUCCAUGGCGGAGGACGAGGUCCUGGCCUUGAACAAGAUGUUCGGCCGGGUGCCGGUGUCCCUCAACGCCGCGGACCUGGGCUGGGUCCGCCGCCCGCGGCUGCACUGGCUGUCGUGGGACCUGCUGCCCUCCUUCGAGAUGACGGCCGAGAUGAAGGCGACGGCGGAUGGUGCCCGGCCGCGGCGCCCGCGGGCCUGCCGGGCGCGCCCGGUGACGGAGCUGCCGCCUGUCUCGGAGUGGCUGCCGCGCAGGGACACCUGGCCCGGGGCCGCCGAGGACGGCCGCCUGCCGACCUUCGUGCGCUGGACGCCUCGGAGCUCGCCUCGGCCGCGGCCCGCGGGGCUCUGCCCGUGCACGGGGAAGGAGGUGGCGCGCUGGACAGCAGCGGGCUACGCAGCCCCGCCCUACCAGUUCGCAGCCCUGCCCUACCAGUUCCGGGACUGCUUCUGCCUGCACUGGGCGGACUGGCGCAAGGAGCCGCCGCGGGCUGCGGAGCGCGAGGUGUUGAUGGGGUUCAGGCGGGGCCACGCCGUGCCCUGCAUGAGCAGCUCCGCCGCCAAGAGCGACCCCGAGCGCUUCGAGGCCCUGCGGCGGUCGCUCGUGGGCAACUCCUUCCAGUGCGAAGUCGUGGCCUGGAGCUGGUCGAUGGGCCGCAAGCUGUGGGCCGGCGACGUGGAGACGCUGCGGUGUGGGCGCGAGGCCGUGUGCGAGGAGAACCUGCACCUGCUGGAGGCGGCUGGCCGCGUGCCGGCGGCUGGCGAUGGGCAGCUGCCGCGGGCCGUCUACGUCUGCCGCGGGUCGCGCCGCUGGGGGCUCGCCCCCUCCAAGUGGGGGAACCCGUGCCCUGUGGUGCCGGGGCGGGCGGCCGGCGACGCCGUGGCGCUGUUCGCGGGCUGGUUGCGCUCCCAGCCCAAGCUCCUGGACCAGCUGGGAGAGCUGGAAGGGGCUCGGCUGCUCUGCCACUGCCCCUCGGGCCAGGCCUGCCACGCGGACGUGCUGCUGGCCGAGCUGGAGCAGCGUGGCAAGGGGUGCACGCGGCCCUUCCUGGAGCACCAGAGGGUGGCGGCCUCGCUGGUGAUGACGCGCCACCACUCGGGCGCGGACCUUCGAGUGGAUACCGAUGCAGAGACGCAUGGCAAGAUGUUCCCACGGCAAGAGAUCGAUGCUGGCAUUUGGAAGUGGAAGGUCGCACGCCAGCUCGUUUGGCAGGACCCAGCCAAGCACAUCAAUGUGUUAGAGUGCGAGGCGGCGUUGAUGGCCCUGCGUUGGCGGGCCCGCUCAGUCUCGCAGCAGAUGUGCGUCUUCCUCCACCUGCUCGACAGCAUGGUGAAUAUCGGUGCUCUUGCCAAGCGCCGAUCUUCGAGCCAGCAGCUCAACAAGGUAGUGCGCGCCUUUUCCAUCCUCGAGCUGGCGCUCGUCGCCGCCGCGAUGGCGGGCUGGGCGCUCGAGCACAAUGAGUUCGCCCUGGCUGCCUGCAUUCUUGGAGGCUUCCACCUGUGCCUGAGAACAGGCGAGAUCCUUGGAUUGAACCGUGCCCUGGUCCAGGCGCCCACCUCGGCCCUCGAGCGGGCGGCCGGCGGGCUCCCGCGGGUCCGCGCGGCCCCGCGCUUCCUCCGCGCCGGCGGCGCCGGUCUCCUGCAGCAGAGCCUCCGAUGCUGCUCGAGCAGCGAGGCCGCUCCCCCACUCUCGAUCGACGCCGCUGCCACCCUGGAAGCUUCGGCUGCCGAGCGGCUCGGGCACGGAAGCGUGCCGAGGUUGGAGCAGUCGCUCAAGGACGAAAUCAAGUUCGGCAACGAGGACCUCCAGAAGGCCAAGAAGGACCGCGCCUCGGAGAGCGAGGCCAAGGCCUCCGCGGAGGGCGACCUGAAGGUGACGGCGGAUGCGCUGAAAGAGGACAAGGUCACCAAGAGCACGCUGAAGGCAGACUGCACCACGCGCGCGCAGGACUUCGAGGCCGAGACCAAGAGCAGAGCCGAGGAAUUGAAGGCCCUCGCCGAGGCGAAGAAGGCCGUGAAGGAGUCGACCGAAGGCGCCAACAGCCUCGCGUAUGGGUUUGCGCAGACCUCCUUCCUGCAGCUGGUGCGGUCCGACCUCAAGACUGGGGCGGACCUGGCGAACUUCGAGGCUGUGCGCUACGUGCGGACGUUGGCGGAGAAGACCAGCGACCCCGCCUUGGCGCAGCUCGCCAUGCGCAUGGCUUCAGCGAUGCACUAUGGCUCGAUGGCCAGCGAGGACCCCUUCACCAAAGUGCGGCAGCUGAUCAUGGAUAUGAUCACGAAGCUGCAGAAGGAGGCCGGAGCUGAUGCCUCACAUAAGGCGUACUGCGACAAGGAGCUCGGAGAGACCCUCUCCAAGAAAGACCAGAAGGAGCAAGAAAUUGACAAGCUGACCUCGCAGAUCGAUUCUGACACCGCGAGGUCGCAGCAGCUGAAGGAGCAGGUGGCGACGCUGCAGGAGAGCGGGCCAGCGAGGAGCUGUCGGAAAUGGCCGCGGCGCAGGCGCAGGCCACGAGGAUCCGCCAGGAGGAGCACGCGCAGUACGAGGCGAACAGGCCAGAGAUG
Molecule: messenger RNA, 6830 nt
Organism: Prorocentrum cordatum
Lineage: Eukaryota; Dinophyceae; Prorocentrales; Prorocentraceae
Source: the annotation of a GenBank genome assembly